AUGGCGAGCGGGUCCUCGGGCUGCGGCAUCGCUCGGAUCGCCUGGACCUGGCUCUGGCUGGGCACUUGGUGGCUGGCCGGCGCGGAGAUCACUUGCCGGCCGGGUUUGGCGGCUUCUCCAUCUCCGGCAUCGCUUCGGGUUCGGCUACUGCAGGAGCCGCCGUCGCCGCUGGAGGUUCCUCGGGGAGCCCGGGCCGCCACUUUCUCCGACGGCCUGAAGGCGACCCGCGCUCAAGGCAGAGGCUCCAAGGAGGACGGGCGGCCGGGCAAGGUGCGCGGAGGCGGCGAGGAGUUGAAACUGACCAGCACGACCUUUGCCCUCAAUGGGGACUCGGCCCACAACCAAGCCAUGGUGCACUGGUCCGGCUACAACAGCAGCGUGAUUCUCAUUCUUACAAAGCUGCAUGACUUCAACUUGGGAAGUGUUACUGAAAGCUCGCUCUGGAGGUCCACAGAUUAUGGUACCACUUAUGAAAAACUGAAUGACAAGGUGGGGCUGAAGACAGUGCUGAGUUACCUUUACGUUAGUCCUACUAAUAAGAGGAAGAUAAUGCUUCUGAGUGAUCCUGAAAUUGAAAGUAGUAUAAUGAUCAGUAAUGAUGAAGGUGCCACCUAUCAAAAAUAUCGACUGAACUUCUAUAUCCAGAGUCUCCUCUUCCAUCCUAAGCAAGAAGAUUGGAUUCUAGCUUACAGCAUUGACCAAAAGCUCUUCAGCUCUAUGGAUUUUGGCAGAAGAUGGCAGAUCAUGCAUGAACGGAUCACACCAAACAGAUUUUAUUGGUCCGUUGCAGGUUUGGACAAGGAACCUGACCUUGUACACAUGGAGGCUCGGACGACAGAUGGACAUGCCCAUUAUAUAACUUGUAGGAUUCAAGAAUGUUCAGAAACUACCAAAAGAGGACCUUUUUUGCGGUCUAUUGACACAAGUUCACUAGUCGUCCAGGAUGAGUACAUCUUCAUUCAGGUAACCUCUGGUGGAAGAGCAAAUUAUUAUGUAUCGUACAAGAGGGAACCCUUCACACAAAUAAAAUUACCCAAGUAUUCAUUACCAAAGGACAUGCAUAUUAUCAGCACAGAUGAGAAUCAGGUGUUUGCUGCAGUUCAGGAAUGGAACCAGAAUGACACAUACAACCUUUACAUCUCUGACACCCAAGGGGUCUACUUCACCUUAGCCUUGGAGAACAUCAAGAGCAACAGAGGACUGGAGGGGAAUGUCGUUAUUGACCUUUAUGAGGUAGCAGGGAUCAAAGGCGUAUUCCUGGCCAACAAGAAAAUAGAGGACCAAAUUAAGACUUUCAUCACCUACAACAAAGGCAGAGACUGGCGUUUGCUGCAGGCUCCAGAUUCAGAUCUGAGAGGGGACCCCGUCCACUGUCUGCUGCCCUUCUGUUCCUUGCAUUUGCACUUGCAAGUCUCUGAAAACCCCUAUACUUCAGGCAGCAUCUCAAGCAAAGAGACCGUUCCUGGACUUCUUGUUGCUACAGGCAAUGUGGGUCCAGAAUUGUCAUAUACUGAAGUUGGCAUGUUUGUUUCUUCAGAUGCUGGAAAUUCCUGGAGACAGAUCUUUGAAGAGGAAUAUAGUGUCUGGUUCCUUGACUGGGGUGGAGCUCUUGUAGCCAUGAAACAUACAUCAAUGCCCAUUCGUCAUUUGUGGAUAAGUUUUGAUGAAGGAAGGACCUGGAAUAAAUAUGGCUUCACAUCAGCACCGCUCUUUGUGGAUGGGUCCCUUGUGGAACCAGGAAUUGAGACGCAGAUAAUGACGAUCUUUGGCCACCUCAAUCUCCGCUCUGAAUGGCAACUAGUUAAAGUAGAUUACAGAUCCAUUUUUAGCCGGAGAUGUACCAAAGAUGACUUCCAGACAUGGCAUCUGCACAACCAGGGUGAACCUUGUGUUAUGGGUGAGAGGAAGAUCUAUAAGAAGCGCAAAGCAGGGGCAUGGUGCUCCCUCAGUAGAGAUUACUCAAGGACAGUUGUCUCUGAACCUUGCAUCUGUGCUGAAUGGGACUUUGAAUGUGACUACGGCUAUGAAAGACAUAGUAAUAAUCAGUGUAUCCCAGCAUUCUGGUUCAACUUAUCAUCCCAGAUGAAGGAAUGCAGUCUUGGACAGAGCUACCUGAACAGCACUGGGUAUCGGAGGAUUGUUUCAAAUAACUGCACAGAUGGGCUACAAGAAAAGUAUGCAGCCAAGCCAGAACAGUGCCCGGGCAAAGCUCCCCGAGGUCUACAUAUCCUCACCUCCACUGGCAAGUUGGUAACAGAACAAGGAUACAACACUACCUUCAUAAUCCUCAUGGAAGAGGGUGAUCUCCAGAGGACAAAUAUCCAGCUAGAUUUUGGAGAUGGGACUGCUGUCUCUUAUGCUAACUUCAGCCCUAUAGAGGAUGGCAUCCGGCACAUUUACAAGACCACUGGGAUCUUCCAAGUGACAGCCUAUGCAGAAAAUAAUCUGGGCUCUGAUCUGGCAGCACUCUUCUUGCACGUGGUCUGUCCUGUGGAACGUGUCCAGUUGGUUGCUCCCUUUGUGGCCAUCAGAAAUAAGGAGGUCAACCUCACUGCUGUGGUUUGGCCUAGUCAAUCGGGUACCCUCACGUACUUCUGGUGGUUUGGUAAUAAUACAAAGCCAUUCAUCACUUUGGACAGCAGCAUCUCUUAUACUUUUACCACAGAAGGAAUGAAUACCAUCACAGUGCAGGUCUCAGCUGGCAGCAUUCUCAUCCAGGACAUGAAGAACAUUGCUGUGCAUGGGCCUCCAAAUAUGGAUACAAAUAUCAGAGUGACUGGCAUCCCUGAUGAACAAGUUUUGGUGGCGGUGUUCCCUGGAUUGCCCACCUCAGCAGAACUCUUCAUCUUACCCUAUCAUAAUAUGUCAGAUAGAAGGAGUGGCAGUGAAGGUGACCUGGAACAGAUUGUUGAAAUCCUCUUCAAUGCUUUAAAUCAGAACCUGGUCCAGUUUGAGUUGAAACCUGGUGUGGAAGUCAUUGUAUAUGUCACACAAUUAACAUUAGCACCUCUUGUCGACUCCAGUGCUGGGCACAGCAGUUCAGCGAUGUUGAUGCUAUUGUCCGUGGUCUUCGUGGGCUUGGCUGUUUUUUUAAUCUACAAGUUUAAAAGGAAAAUUCCAUGGAUCAACAUCUAUGCUCAAGUCCAGCAUGACAAGGAACAAGAAAUGAUUGGUUCUGUCAGCCAAAGUGAAAAUGCCCCCAAAAUUACACUUGGUGAAUUCACAGACCCUGAAGAACUCAUGGACAAAGAGUUGGAUACACGGGUUCUAGGAAGUAUCUCAACGAUCUCCAACAGUGAAAGCACAAAGGAAAUACCCAACUGCACUAGUGUUUAAUACCAGGAAACUACUUUGGCAACAACAUUUCUGAGUUUUUUAUUUUUAAUUAUUAUUAUUAUUAUUACAAAGGGAAAAUUCUAUGUUAUUAUUAUUAUUAUAUUAUUAUUAUUAUUGAGCAGUUCAGGGUGUGGGUGGUUUGAUUUUUCAUUUUGUUUUGUUUUUGUUUUCUAGGGCCCCAUUCAUAAAUCAAACAUUUGGAAAACUAUGUCAUAGAAUAAUACAAGGUUUAACAGAAAUUAGGAAUAAAAUCCUGAAGUUAAAUUUUUUGGGCACAUUUUCUAUUGUCUUGUUCAGUGAAACAUUUGGCCUAUUUCUCAGACAGGUACUGGAUUGUUCCUAACCAGGCUUAUUCCUGUAGUGUACAGGGUUCUCCCACCACAUCAGCAGCUUGGUGGAUUCACUCCAUUGAGUAUAUAUAUAUUAUCUUGUAUAUCAUUUAAAAUGGGGGAUGAAGCCUUCUGAUCUUAACUGGGCUCUCAACGGGGUGGGUGGGAUAUACAAAAUGGCCACCAACAAGCCUAACCGAGUUUAUGAAUGAGGCCCACACUGGUGCAUGUUAAUACUGAGGAUACUGAUGGCAUACUGUAGAUAAUUACCAUGUAAAUAACUUUUUAUUUCUUGAGAAAUUAUUUAAUGUUUAGUAAAAGAUAAAUUUAAAAUGAAUAAACCAUACACACACACACACAUGCACCAUAUUGUCACCUCUGCAUAAGAAGCAAAACAGUUCACUGAGACCUGCAGUGAACAUCUGUGUCACUUGCAGAGUCUGAAUGUGUUAUCAGUUGCCUGUCAUAUUUAAUUCUUCUUUUGUUGCAUUCAGUCAACAUGAUGGGGUAGUUGCCAAAAGAAGGAAGUGUGUUUCAGUGAUUUUUGUGUAUUGAAUUACAAGCACUUCAGAAUGAAUUACAGUUAGGUUAUUUGCACUUUCACAGAGACUGUACGGGGAAACAAUUAACUAUAUCUUGUAAUAAUUUUAUCAGAAAUGCUGGGAAAUAUCACAAUGAGUCCAUGAUACAUUCAGUUCAAUUGGCAAGUUACACUGGAAAAUGUUUUUCAGAGGGAGAAUUCAAUUCUUAAACUGAAAUAUUGGCCACCACAACGGAGACAGUUGUUGUUCCUAUUCUAUAAUGCUUAAAAUAUAAUGUUAUAUCUUCCCCAAAUGUUGGGGAAACAUCCACUUUUUCCAUAUUUUACAGCAGCUUCACUGUAUUUCCAAAUUAUACAAUGUCUUAUUGUUACUUUGAAAUAAUCUCAAUGCUGUGAAGAUCCGUACCAUAUUAUGUAAUACAUAACCUAUUAGAUUUAAGGGAAAGCUAUCCACAAUGGUGGCAGAUCUGUGCAUUAUGAAGUAUGCCACUGGAUUCUUAUAGUGUGGCCAGGAAGAUUUCAAAUGUACUGUGACUACCAGGAAGAUUGAUCAAAAAUGUGCUUUCCUAUGGAAAAAAACCUGAGGGGAUGUUCAGUCUACCCUACACUCCUCUUCUGCUUUCAGUCUCCAACUUCUACUUCAGAAGAAAUUAGUGUCACCUCUACUGGUACCCUGUGAAUAUAUUUCAGGGAAUAACAGUGAUUGCUGUGGUUUCCAUGACAUUCAAUGAGUCAUAUGUGGAAGGAAAACAAGCCCAUAGCGGCACCAUUUGUCCUAGAGAGGUCUUUAUUAAAUCAGAUAUUGAAGAUUUUGCUAUUAAAUAUAUCAUCACGGUGUGGUCACCAUGAAUGAAUCAUUGUAAACGGAGUUGCCCAUUUUCCCCCCUCUCCUUCUGGUAGACAAUAUAUAAAAUCAAUAACUGAUGUUUUUCUUGUCAGUGAACUAUAAUGAUAAGACAAACUGUAUUUAGUUAAUUUGUAUCAGAUGUUUCUGGCUACAUUGACAAAAUCACCACCACCACCAUUUUAACCUGAAUCUAGGUGGGAAAUUAUGUUUACAUAACCUCAUCAGCAUAAAUCUCAGGUGCGAAUUACCACAGUUUAAAUCAGCAUAGGCCUUUCCUGGCCUUUGCAGAGUUGUGCAGUUAGUGGGUGAGAGCAAAUGCUUGAUUUUACUUGUUAACUGAUGGCAAUUUGCUGCUAAGAUUUAUGCUGAUGGGGUUACACCAGUGGCAUCUAUUCCCAUGAUGUCUGGCUGACCACCUUUCCCUUGACUAUAAAAUGUUUUAACAAUAAAAAGAAAAGUUUCUGCAGUGACCAGAGUCAGUUGAUCCAAGACAUGCAUGCAUGUAUGCUCAAGUCUGGCAUUCUGAUGCUGACCUAGAUGCUGACCUGGCCUCUUUGGUGCCAUGCACUAGCAGCUGGUGGCCUCCUCCCAAAUUAGCGGUGGAGGACAUGCUCCCUCUUUCUUGUUCCACAAGCCACCUAUGAAGACAUCCCCAACAUCUCCUACUGUCUGGGUAGUCAUCAGGAUCGGAGCCUGAGCUCUGAGGUCUCACCCUGCAACCACUGACUUUGGUGAGUACAAUCCAUCCAAACUGAAAGAAACAAGAACCCAGUGCUGUUGGAAAUUGAGUUUUUGUAUUCUUUCAUUCCAAGAAUUAAAUAAGGCAGACAACUGUGAUGCUUAUUUUAAAUGAAGUAAGACAAAUGCAUGAAUCAUAUAUAUA
This is a messenger RNA of Pogona vitticeps (central bearded dragon), 5936 nucleotides long. NCBI's taxonomy places the organism in Eukaryota, Metazoa, Chordata, Lepidosauria, Squamata, Agamidae. The record is from RefSeq and is a predicted model, not a curated record.